This is a messenger RNA of Lottia gigantea (owl limpet), 207 nucleotides long. RefSeq lists its product as hypothetical. Bases 1 to 207 code for a protein of 68 amino acids. Gene Ontology annotation, molecular function: metal ion binding. NCBI's taxonomy places the organism in Eukaryota, Metazoa, Mollusca, Gastropoda, Lottiidae. The transcript has 2 exons. The record is from RefSeq and is a predicted model, not a curated record.
AUGUCCUUAUAUGGAGAUGACUGUUAUUUUUACUAUUAUUCUACCUGUAAUAAGGGCACUGUAUGUCCUUACCGUCAUGUACCUGAAGCUAGAGGUAAUGAAACAGCCUGUACCUUAUGGAAAGCUGGACAAUGUACCAGACCAGCCUGUAGAUAUCGCCAUAUGGAAAUCGUGGUAAGUAUUACCUUAGUCAACAUGAAAAUAUAA